Rubroshorea leprosula is the source of this 943-nucleotide messenger RNA. Lineage: Eukaryota; Viridiplantae; Streptophyta; Magnoliopsida; Malvales; Dipterocarpaceae. The record is from the annotation of a GenBank genome assembly.
ACUCUCAUCCCAUACAUGCAGGAAGUGUGAGGUUAGUUGUUGAGGCAGCACAAACGCAUGUCCAAGUUAAGGCUACAAUUAAUCAUCUUACAACACACCCUCAAGUGAAAAUCCAAAAAAAUGGCGACUUCAAUGACCUUACUAGUUCUUCUUAUGACACUCCUUCCAUCAGAAAUACUGCCAUCCAACCUACCUCCAAAGAACCAUGACCUUCUAGUUGCCAUUGAAGAGAUGAAGAAGGCCAACUACUUCACAUUUGUCAUGCUCAUCAACAUGUCUCCACUUGACCGUAGAAUUUUUGGGAAUGUCACCUUUUUAAUGCCUAAGGACCGAGCAUUAUCGGACACGUUGGUCUCCCAGAACUCUGUUUCUGACUUCUUGUUUCGCCAUUCUAUCCCAUCACCUUUGCUUUUUGAGCAAUUCGAUCAUAUCCCAACAGGUUCAAUCAUCCCAAGUUUUGAGCCUCAGUACAUGCUUAAGGUCACCAAUUGUGGGAGAAGAAAUUUCUUCCUCAAUAAUGUGAAGAUCAUUAGCCCAAAUUUAUGCACUUCUGGAAAUUCUAUUAGAUGCCAUGGCAUUGAUGGAGUGUUGUUUGAUGAUGAUUCUUCUUUACCUUGUUGUCCAAACAACACAAUUUCUAUACCCUUAGGGCCUUUAUCUGCAGCCUCUCCAUCACCAACGCCUCAAGUUCUUGCAGCAUCUCCAACUACAAUUGUUGUUCCUUCUGAUCAAAGUCCAGUGGCUGUCCCAAAAUCGGCUAUCAGAAGUCCCCAAAAAUCUGAGUCUGCAAAAUGGGUACCUUAUGGAAAAUUAACAACUUGUCUUCUUCUCCUAGUAAUAACCUAAUUGGAUCCACCUCUCAAGUCUCUUAUGAAUUAUUGAAAUUUGUAUGUCAUUAUAUUUUUAUGUUAUUUCUAUCUAUAUAUAAAACUACCAUUAGCAC